This is a messenger RNA of Papaver somniferum (opium poppy), 2564 nucleotides long. RefSeq names its product transmembrane 9 superfamily member 1. Gene Ontology annotation, cellular component: membrane. Gene Ontology annotation, biological process: protein localization to membrane. Lineage: Eukaryota; Viridiplantae; Streptophyta; Magnoliopsida; Ranunculales; Papaveraceae. The record is from RefSeq and is a predicted model, not a curated record. Bases 296 to 2071 code for a protein of 591 amino acids. The transcript is spliced from 12 exons.
AAAGAAUUAAUAUUUUCUACUAAAAUAAAAAAAAUCAAGAUUCAGGUACAGUUCCUCUCUUUCUCUCUCCGCUCUAAAUUCUUGCUUGAAAGCCAAAAAAAGGUGAAGUCAAGAAAGAAAGAAAAAAACCCCAUAAACAAAAACUCUCGAUCAAAAUCAAAAAAGAGAGAAGAAGAGGAAGACUGUAGAGAAGAAAGCUUUGAGAAAUUAUCUUUUUCUCUCUGUUUUCUGUCACCGUGUAACAUUAUCGUUAAGGAGCUGAAAAUAAUAAAGUUAGGGUUUUUGUAGAUCCGCGAUGCAUCGAUUUUUCUAUCUAUUCUUUCUUUCCCCUUUUCUGUUACACUUCAUUUCUCCUAAUCUCGCUUCUGAAUCUGAUCACAAGUAUUCACAAGAUGAAUCAGUAACGCUAUGGGUAAACAAGGUUGGUCCAUACAAUAAUCCUCAAGAAACGUAUAAUUACUACAGCCUUCCGUUUUGUCAAUUAUCUGGUGGUAAUGGCAAUGCUGCUCACAAGUGGGGAGGACUUGGUGAGGUUUUGGGUGGAAAUGAGCUCAUUGAUAGCCAGAUUGACAUUAAGUACCGAAAAAAUGUUGAUAAGAGCACAAUUUGUGAGCUUGAACUGGAUGCUGCAAAGGUUAAACAGUUCAAGGAUGCAAUUGAGAACACUUAUUGGUUUGAAUUUUUUAUAGAUGACUUGCCUUUAUGGGGCUAUGUUGGUGAACUGCACCCUGACAAAAACAAUGAUAACACUAAGCAUGUGCUUUACACGCACAAGAGUAUUACCUUUAGAUACAAUGAAGAUCAGAUUAUUCAUGUCAAUCUCACUCAAGAGAACCCUAAACCCUUAGAAGCAGGAAAAACCUUAGACAUGACAUACUCAGUCAAAUGGAUCCCAACAAAUAUCACCUUCGGGCGGCGUUUUGAUGUUUACCUCGACUACCCCUUCUUUGAGCAUCAGAUUCAUUGGUUUUCUAUCUUCAAUUCUUUCAUGAUGGUUAUCUUUCUCACUGGUUUGGUCUCGAUGAUACUUAUGCGAACUCUUAGAAAUGACUACGCAAAAUAUGCUCGGGAGGAUGAUGAUCUUGAGACUCUGGAAAGGGAUGCGAGUGAAGAGUCUGGAUGGAAACUUGUCCAUGGAGAUGUCUUCCGUUCACCCCGCAAUCUGGUCUUACUUUCAGCAGUUGUUGGUACUGGUGCUCAACUUGCGAUGCUUGUGCUGCUUGUCAUUCUAUUAGCAAUCAUUGGGAUGUUGUACAUCGGGCGAGGAGCGAUUGUCACCACAUUCAUUGUAUGUUAUGCUCUUACAUCGUUCAUUUCUGGCUAUGUGAGUGGAGGGUUGUACUCCAGGAGUGGUGGUAAAAGCUGGAUAAAAUCAAUGAUCCUUACGGCCUCACUUUUUCCAUUUAUGUGCUUUGGGAUUGGCUUUGCACUGAAUACAAUUGCCAUAUUCUACGGAUCUCUAGCCGCUAUUCCUUUUGGAACAAUGGUAGUUGUUUUUGUCAUCUGGGCCUUCAUCUCCUUCCCUCUAGCACUUCUUGGUACUGUUGUUGGAAGAAACUGGAGUGGUGCUCCAAACAAUCCUUGCCGUGUAAAGACCAUUCCUCGUCCAAUCCCUGAGAAGAAAUGGUAUCUCACACCGUCGGUUGUCUCACUAAUGGGUGGUCUUCUUCCCUUUGGCAGCAUAUUUAUUGAGAUGUAUUUUGUCUUCACAUCCUUCUGGAAUUACAAGGUGUACUAUGUCUAUGGAUUUAUGUUACUGGUUUUCCUAAUUCUUGUUAUCGUUACCGUCUGUGUCACAAUUGUCGGUACAUAUUUCUUGCUGAAUGCUGAAAACUACCACUGGCAAUGGACUUCAUUCUUCUCUGCUGCAUCGACUGCCAUCUAUGUGUACCUCUACUCUAUUUACUACUACUAUGUGAAAACUAGGAUGUCCGGCUUCUUCCAAACUAGCUUCUAUUUUGGAUACACUGCGAUGUUUUGUCUCGGUUUAGGAAUUCUAUGUGGAGCCGUUGGUUAUCUGGGAUCUACUUUAUUUGUGAGAAGGAUAUACAGAAACAUCAAGUGUGACUAAACUGAAUAAAGUAUCAAAUACUGCUGCUAAAUAUGGUGAGUGCAUGCAGCAAUUUUGUUGUCAAAACAAAAAGCCCUUUGCGAAAUUGCCUGGUUGCCGUACCUUGGCAAACUCCCCUGAAGAUUCACAGGAUUAUAAUCCCUAUAGCAGGGAUCUCAAGAAUGAGGAAAUUUUUUCUUCUUUUUUUGUUUUUUAUCUCUGGACUCUGGGAGGAGGCUUUAGUUUUCCGACUUGUAAGUGAAAGCCUUCUUUUUACACAUAAUUUUAGAGGGUUCAGAGAUCUGUGUCAUAAUUCAGAACAUCUCACUGUUACUCUCACAACCACUUCCCUUUCAUUUUCUUUUUCUUAGGUUUUUUAUAUUUUUACUCUUAAUUAUAUGCACUUAAUUGACAAUUCUUUCUCUCCAAAAUUGUAGGUUGUACUUUAUGUAAUUGACUACUGCGCCCUCUGUGCAUUUUUAUCUUUGCUUUCUUUCCGCUGUUACGUUUUUAA